This is a messenger RNA of Centruroides sculpturatus (bark scorpion), 3007 nucleotides long. Its product is annotated as zinc finger protein basonuclin-2-like. The coding region runs from base 86 to 2665 and encodes 859 amino acids. Gene Ontology annotation, biological process: regulation of DNA-templated transcription. Gene Ontology annotation, cellular component: nucleus. The transcript is spliced from 4 exons. NCBI's taxonomy places the organism in Eukaryota, Metazoa, Arthropoda, Arachnida, Scorpiones, Buthidae. The record is from RefSeq and is a predicted model, not a curated record.
UAGACAGAUGACUGUGCCGUAAAGUGUGGCGGGAGCUCCAAAAUCACACAUCACGUCUAGUUAUGUCAUUGUAUUGUCUAUCCUUAUGUUGUCAGGGGACUUGGUGUUUGGAGCGAGUCGGACAGAACGUUCGACGUCGGAGUGUGGUGUUUGUGCUCGAGUAGCGGCCGAUUGUGCUUUGAUGACAACCGAAAAUCAUCCCAUCGAUGGAGCCAUGCAUCGAACGUCGCUUGUCAUGGACGUGGCAAUCCGCUGUACUUCGCCCAACUGUCCCUGCGACUGUUUCUCUCCCGGUAAAUGCCAAUUACGCAUCUGCGACACUUGUCGGCACGGCUGGGUGGUGCACGCUUUAGACAAAUUAGGAUAUCAUCAUUUAUUUAACUGUCACCAAGUGGAGUUGGUUCAACCUACCAUAGCCUUUGACAUUGCAUCUUUGAUGCUUUACGGUACUCAAGCUAUACCAGUAAGGCUAAAAAUUCUUUUGGACAGACUGUUUAGCGUUCUAAAACACGAAGAAGUAUUACAAGUUCUUCACGGAUUUGGAUGGACUUACGACGAUUAUUCUAGAGGUUAUAUAUUGCACGAUAGUAACGGACAAGUGCUGGAGAGAUGGUUAUUAGCUACAAGAGAUGAAGAAACUUUGAUUCUACAGCAAUUUCUCAGGUUCGGAGAGACCAAAAAUAUAGCUCAACAAUUACUGUUGCAAGAAAACAGUGAGAAAUUAGACUUUGUUGUCCACACUGCAUCUGCCGAAUCCGAUAUAAAACGAUUUAUACAGAGGACAAAUCAAGUUGUGGUGCGCCAAUUGUUACGACCACCGUCCAGCAUCAGUUCUCUAUCGCCCUCCAGCAGUCCCCUGUCGCCACUCAAUAAACUGCAAAACAUGCAACCGUACGAGUAUCGACAAAGUUCCAGUCCCUGCACUUCUAAUUCGGUUAGCACCAGCACUACAAUUGUCACCAGUACCACAACCGUCACAUCAGACGUUAGUGUCACCGAUUGUGGUUCGGAAGACGACUCUAAUGCCAUGGCCAUUAACCUGACUCAAGCGUCCUGCAAUAGCGUAUUUGCCGUUAAGAAAGUAAAACAUCUCAGGAAAUCAGCUAACCCAAUGAAACGUCGUUGGAACCCGUUAGUGCUGAGCACUCUUAUCACAAAUCCAUCCACCGGUAAGAAGAGAGUUCAAUGCCACGUUUGCCUGAAAACGUUUUGUGACAAGGGCGCUUUAAAAAUUCAUUUUAGCGCUGUGCAUUUACGAGAAAUGCAUAAAUGUACAGUCGAGGGUUGUAAUAUGAUGUUUAGUUCAAGAAGGAGCAGAAAUCGUCACAGUGCUAAUCCUAAUCCGAAGCUACACACACCAAACGUUAGAAGAAGGAUAAGUCCCCAUGACGGAAGAACAUCGACACCUUACCCUAUGUCAUUAGUGCCAUAUCCAUCACAGUUGGUGCCACUUCCUCUAACAAAGAAAGCUCGUUUGGACGAAAACUUAGAACCCAAUCCACCACCUUCGCUGAAAGGAGUGAGUAAACGUAAAUGUUUCAAUCCCACAAAAUGUGCGGUCACGAGUGAUGACGAUCUACAAUAUAUUUCCAGCGAAGACACUUCUAGCGACACAUACAUAGACAAAUCAGAAGAUUUGACGACAGAAGAUGACGAUUCUUUAGAUAAAGAAGACAAAGUGACCGAUUUUUCCACAAAAAUAAUCAAAACCGAAAUAACGAAUCCCUGCGAUGCGGACGAUAUCAAAGAAGAACCCAAAAUAGAAAAGAGUGACGAUGCUCUAGAGAAUCCUCUUCGACAUCUCGAGUCCUUGUCUCUAGGGACCUUUCCUGGAUUAUCUAACGAUAACCAAACUAAUACGAGUGGCGUUUCAUUUCACGCACCGGGACUGGGCCUGGCUUCUUCGUCUCCGGUCAGCAUGCUAAAUAGCCAUCCGCUGACUAACGGGGAUGCGGAACAAGAUCCGCAACUCUCCCUACUUCCCAUCUAUCGCAACCCUAAUCUAACUAGUGCAGUGGAUGUUCCGGUGGACAAAGAAAAUCCGCGAAGAUGUACAGCAUGCGGAAAGAUCUUUCAGAAUCAUUUCGGAGUCAAAACUCAUUAUCAAAACGUGCAUCUAAAAUUAAUGCACAAAUGCACAGUAGAGGGUUGUAACGCUUCCUUUCCUUCUAAGCGAAGUCGCGAUCGUCACAGUGCCAACUUAAACCUUCACAGAAAACUGCUUUCCACUAGCAGCGACAAAUCUAUCCAUUAUUUCGACAAGUACCCAUUUCCUCAUCCAGGUCCCACUGUUAGGGAGGAUCUAUUUUCUCGCCUAUACGAUCCGCAGAACCUCGCCUUGACGUUUCCAGACUUCUAUCAAAACAGAGGGACCGAUAGCUUAAUGACGUCAUUCCCCAAUCCGUUAGUGUCACCGUUUCACCCGGCAUUCCUGGCAGCCGGUGUAUUGGCAAAUAACACUAAUAGAACCAACUCGCCGAACACUCCAAGUCCCACCCCCUCCCGAUCGCCUUCCAAUAUUUACAGAUGUGAAUUGUGCAGUGAGAAUUUCAACGAUUGUGUUUCUCUAAGGGAACAUUGUGACAAAUCUCACAACGAGAAGUCCUUUUUGAAUGCCACUUUCCACGAACUACCACGAAAAGAAACAGCAAGCGCCGCUUCGUAACGUUUCGCCCCCUUAAAAAAUAUAAAUAAAUAAAUAAAUAUAUAUAUAUAUAUAGGAAAAAAUAUAUAUAUAAAUAUAAAGUAUCUCUUGUGCCAAUUUUGUAAUAUAUUCAAUCUAAAAUAUAUUUCCUUCGCAACAUUUUAGCGGUGGAUUUGUCCCUCCCCCCUUCUCUUUGUUCCCAUUUGCCCGAGAUUUGGCGAUGACCAGAACAUAUUUUGGUCAAUGUUCGUAUUUUUCGAUGGCUUUAAAAGUUCCUGGCCUCGAUAUAAGUUAUUGAUGACACUCCAAGUGUACUGUAUACUGUUUCAAUUCUAGUAAAAAAAUGUCUGGAAUGUUUCACAA